Molecule: messenger RNA, 2733 nt
Organism: Sclerotinia trifoliorum
Lineage: Eukaryota; Fungi; Ascomycota; Leotiomycetes; Helotiales; Sclerotiniaceae
Source: the annotation of a GenBank genome assembly
UAAAUGACUUGAUUUCAUUUCGAGGCAAAGCCUAGGGGAAGUACAUAGUCCUAUGGUUGUCCAUUCAAUAUAUACGUUGAUGAGUUUCCCUUCAUUCUUCACAUAGUUCAGACCGCGUUUCGCUUCCUCCAUCCCUUUCGUCGCUUGAAGGAAACUAGAGAAACGGAACAUUCUCCGUUCACCUAUGCAAAUCUUGAUAUCUGUAGGAAUGUCUUUUCAUUCCGAUGGUAGUAUACAAUCUCCAAUGAGUCGGAGGCAAACAAAACAGUGGCUAUGGUAAGAUUAACACUUGACAAAAGUCUAGAAGUCUCCUGAGCAAACAUGAAGAACAUAAGAAUGUAUUCUAACCCUGCCUUCCCAAACCUCAUUCUUUCAAUUAUCUUAUAUUGCAUUUUAUUCAGUCAAUCGUUUCUCCUCAUUUCAUAUAUUUCCUCUCCUUCGUUCCUUCAUCUUUUUGAAGAUAUUCCACAAUGGCAACCUCAUCACUCAUUCUGAGAUGCCUUACCAUCUUCACUUUCAUAACUAGCAUUACUGCACUCUCGAAAUAUCAGCUUGAAGAAAGAUAUAGUGGGAAUAAUUUCUUCGAUGCGUUUAAUUUCUUUACGGCCCCGGAUCCUACACAUGGCUUCGUUACGUAUGUCAGUGAGAGUGCUGCUUCACAACAGGGGUUGAUAUCAGUGAGAAGUGAUGGGGUUUAUAUGGGAGUUGAUUCUAAGACGGUGUUGAAUCCUGGUGGAGCGGGAAGAAAUAGUGUUAGGAUUGAGAGUAAAAGGAGUUGGACUCAUGGACUUUUUGUGGCGGAUUUGGGUCAUAUGCCUGGUGGUGCUUGUGGAUCAUGGCCAGCUAGUAAGUUGAUGAUUUGAAGGACUGAGAUUGAAUGAUGGACUAAUAUUUGCUUAUAGUGUGGACUGUGGGUGAUAAUUGGCCUUAUAACGGUAUGUUAUGUACGGUCCAUGGAAGCAUCAAUUUUUAACACGAAUUGCAGGAGAAAUCGAUAUUAUCGAGGGCGUGAAUGGUCAAGACCACAAUCUCAUGUCUUUACAUAGGUUAGUCCUACAACUUACAAUCGUACCUCAAGAAAGCCUGCUAAUUGAUAAACAAAUACAGCGGACCAACAUGCUCAGUAGCCGGUUCAGGACAAACUGGCACCCUUCAGAGCGCCAACUGCAACAACUUUGCCAAUCCCGUAGGUGUCGGUUGUGGUAUCAGUGAUCCCCGAACCAACAGCUACGGUACAGGAUUCAACCUCAAUGGCGGUGGUAUCUACGCCAUGGAAUGGACCUCAUCCUACAUCCGCGUAUACUUUUUCCCAGCUGGAACAGCACCCGCAGAUAUCAACGGACCUAACCCUGAUCCGAGUAAAUGGGGACCACCAGUGUCUAAUUUUCAAGGUGAUUGUGAUAUCGAUAGCCAUUUCAGGGAAAAUAGAUUGAUUUUCGAUACGACUUUUUGUGGUGAUUGGGCGAGUGCUGUUUGGUCGAGUGAUGCUACUUGUGGGUCGAAGGCACCGACUUGUGUGGAUUAUGUUGCGGGUAAUCCAGCGGCUUUUGGUGAUCAGUGAGUUUCAUCUUUUAGAUUUCUUUUCUUUGGAUCGGAAAGUGAAGAUGAGAGUGCUAAUACUAUGAAAUUAGAUACUGGUUAGUUAAAUCAAUCAGCGUAUAUCAAGUUGGUAAUAUCGCUACUCCCGAACCAUCAACUACACCAAUCCCAGAACCAGCACCAGCACCACCCUCCAGCGCUCCAGCAGUUCCAGAGCCUUCCCCAGUGGGCCCACAAUCACAAAAUCCUCCUGCACCAGUCGUCACACCCUCAACUCCGAUCAAUGCACCCAUCGCUCAACCUCCAUCCGAAUCCGACGGUAAUCCCGCAACCCAAUCACCAUCUCAGCCUAACGGCAACCCCAUCGCAGAAACCAACCCAAUUUUCAGCCAAAUCUCCGAUUUCACCGGAAACAUGGAAGACCUCGGAGAAGAAGGUAAACUCCCCACCCCUCAACCCCAUCCCUCACCCACCUCACCUACCUCAAUUAUAGCACCAUAGAUAAAUAUCCACUAACACCCACCGUCACCUACACAGAAACCAACGCACUCAACAACAUUCUCCCCACCCCGCGCUCCCUAGCGUUUUUCCCGCAGGUGAUCUCCUCGGCGUCGGAUCUGGCGGAAUCCCAACUCUCGAUCUCGAUAUUAAUGCGGAGAAUUAUUUGAAUGCUGCGAAAGAGGAACUUAAUGGGCAGCUUCAGGGGUUGAUUAAACAGGCUGUUGAGUGGAGUGGUGAUGAUGAUGAUGAGGAUGUGAAGAAGCCAGCGGAUAAAAAUACGAAUACGGAUUCUAAGGGUUCGAAUCGUAUUGUUGCGACACCGUUUUAUCCUGAUGAGGCGGGGGAUGAAAAUGGGAAUGGGAAUGCAACGGCGGGGUCGGUGGCGAGUCCGACGCCGGUUUUGAGUUUAGGUGGUGCUGGUGGUGGUGCUGGGAAUCAGGGGAUUGUGGCGUUUGAGGGGGGUGCGAAAGAGGUGGUUUGUGCCGGGUUGUUGGUUUGGAGUGUGGUUUUGUUUGUGGGUGGGUUAGUUAUGAUUUAGUUUUUGGAGGCAGGAGGUUAGGAUCGCGGAUUGAAUGAUGGGUUGAUGGUUUGAAUGAAGAUGUUAUGUUGUGGGAUAUUUAUGAUGGUUCGGUUAUGCUUAUGCUUAUGAGGAGGUUUGGAUUGAUUACCGUCAUGGUCAUGUUCAUGUUCAUG